CAUCCAGAUAUUAUAACACACAUUUAAACUCCUGAAUUGCACUGGACAUUAGACAUUCUUUAAUGUGUUGGGACAACUUUUGUUUCUAAGGUUCAGUAUGAAGCCUGGUUUCCACUCACUGCUGUGUCGAAGGCAGCAUGUUAUUUGCUCGAGUACUCAAAUUGACCUAAGCUGAAGAAAGGAUUUUGGUUGAUGCAAUCAGGAAAGAUGUACUUUUGAAGUAUUUUUUUAAACUUUAAAAAGAGUAUCAUUUAGGUGUUUGUUUAACAUCAAAUCUGUUGAAUGUAGCUCUGAUGUCCAGUACACAUUGAAUCUUCAUUGAACAGUUUAUGCAUGACUGACUUUAUUUUCUGCAUCACUGACUUUGUCCUCGAGGCCGCAAACAAUUUGCCGGAUAAAAGAAAAGCUCUCACGCAACAAAAUAAUUAAAGUAUAAUCCAUUAGUGUGGCUGUUUAUAGUUUAGAGAUUAGAGAAAGUAAUUAACUUUUUUUUUUUUAUGAAAAAUAUUAGUUUUAUGUUUAUUCUUUUUAAGGUGAUAUUGGCAACAUCCAGUUACAUAAAUAUUUCUUUUUUCAAGCCACCCUAAAAAUAAAAGAUUAUACCCGUUCUCCUGCAGUUUAACAAAAUAAAAUCAGCAUUAGGCAGAAACUAAAGUUGAAAAGGUUAUAUAAGGUUUUCUAAACUUUAUUAAGAAGUGACAUGUUUUUCUUCAUUGUGCCCGGCUCACUCCAGGGAAUGAAAAACAUUUUUUAAUUGUCCCUCCGUGGAUAAACGCGCUGUUGUAUUGCAAUUAUGUGCAGCAUAAAUAUUUGAAUUAUUAAUGACUCCCGUGAAGAAUAGCAGUCACCAAGGUCGUUAUGAGACGUGAUUCUGUAAACAAAGCAUGUUGUUCUGAACAAGUUUUUUUCAGAAUAUCAUUUUAGGCCUAACCGAUGAUAUUCUAUACUUUAUAGAUAUCUUCAGCAAGUUCUUAAAAUCAUGUCACGGAUAAAGUGAACUCACAAAGUGGCUGAUUAAUAUAUAAUCCAGUACAAUGCCACAGAUUCAUCUGUUACACGUCAAUAAUCAAAGUCUGUAUUUUAUUUUAUAAUAAUGACAAUAUUCUUCUACUAUACUUUCUUUAUGUGACCAGGCACACACAAUCACUGUUGAAAACAUUGUAACCUGACAACAAUCAGCAAUAAGGAAGCUUCAACACAUUUGAACUGAUCUUGAAUGUGUCAGUUACACAACUGUCAUCAUGCCUCAUCAGUACGGAGGAGCUGUCUGCUCACCUGUGGUUCUGAAACACACAAAUGACAAGGAAGCGAUAACAGACACAAGACCAGGGCUUCUGAGUUGGGUUCUCACCCCCUGAAUGAAUACACAUCUACGGUGAUUAUAAUUCCAAGGUCCUUCCUAAGAAGUUUAGUCCCCCAGCUGAUGUCUAACUGUUAUUUCCUUAAACCCAUUUAAUCAUGUCCAGAACUCUGCAGCUUUUUUGUGAACUUCAGUCUAUAAUUUAAAAAAAACGCCAUAGAAUGGAUCUGAAGGAAACUUUUUCUUUGACACCAUCAAUACUAGGGAUGAAUCUUAUGUGUUUUAUACAUUUAUUUUCUUCACUGCCUCAUUUUAGUUCUGCAUUAUACGAUUUGGAGUUACAUUACACAUUGUAUACUUGAAGUAGAUCAAUUUCACGUUGAUUAAGCAAGAAGUUUUUACCAAACUUUAACAGUUUAGUUUGAUCAAUAUGAAAGAUACUUUAUUGUUUGUCAUGAAACCUCAAACAAGAGGAAAAUGCAAUCUAGAGGUAAUUUUAUAUAAAUGUAAAAAGUAAAAAAAGGUGCAGGUCUGUAUAUUUUAUGUUGGGUUUUCCAGUCCUUGUUAUAUGUUUUUACAAAUCAAUUUGGUUUUGUGUUAAUUCUCUGGCUCAUGCACCGGAAGUAGACACAUUUGCAGACUGAUAAUAAUCUUUUUUAAAUUGUAUAAAUGCAAAAUAAUUAUUUUAAUUCAGUUUGAGUUAAUAAAGUAGCUCUGCAAGGGGUUAAUAGUCCAAAUGACCAUAUAGACACUCCUGGUUGGAUUGUCAUGUAUGGCAUUGCAGAGUUUUGAUUGGCGAUGAUGUUAUGACGUGGAUUACAUAAUAAAACAACAUUGUGUUGUUGAGGUUGCUUCAUUCUUCAGAUUUGUUCCACAAACCUUCAUUGUCGAAUGAAGUCCAAAUCAAUCAUUUAAUAUGUGGGUAAUGUGUCUUGACAUCUUCUUUUGGUUACAUGUAUUUCUGAAAUGUUUUCAUUCAUUGUGAGGCUGUCUAUAGAUUUACUGACUGACAUUGUGGCAUUUAUUCACGCCACCAUGCUUAAUUAAUAUAUUAUUUGCGUCAACAGAUCUGAACAGGCUUUAAGAUUCCCGACUGUUCAUAUAAUGUUGAUUAAGGAUCAGUGAGUUGUGAUGAUGUGCUGUGCGUUCACAGAUGCUGCACGAUGCUGUGGCCAUGAACAACACCACAGGAGUCAUGCGGUUUCAGUCGCCAGUCAGAGUCCUGCUGUCGAUGCUGCCGUGUAUUCUCUUUCUGUACAUAAACGGCGUCAUGCUGUUUGCCUUGCUGAGCAAGCCUCUCCUCCUGGAGUCCUCCCGCUACAUUCUGUUUGCUAAUUUACUCAUCGCCGACUCUCUCCAACUUCUCUCGGCGAUGCUGAUGUACAUCUUUGCCGUGACCAUGAUCAAACUGAGCAGCUUCCUUUGUGCUCUCGUCGUGCUGGUGGCACGCGUCACUGUCAAAACAUCCCCCCUGAACCUCGCUAUGAUGUCUUUGGAGAGGUAUGUUGCCAUUUGUUUUCCACUGAGGCAUGCCAGUAUUGUUACCACAAGAAUGACAGGAGCGGCCGUUGCCGUGAUGUGGACGGUCGGCUCCCUGGAGUCCUUCUCGCAGUUCGUCUUGUUUGUCCGUCUGGAGAAUACAAUCACUGUGAUGAGGAUCUGCUCCCAAGACAUCUUCCAGCUACAGAUUUAUUUGGCUAUGAAUAAGGGUUUCACCAUUACCAUAUUUGUGUUAGUCUCCAUGAUUAGCAUCUACACAUAUGUUGUAGUCAUAGUUGCUGUCAAGUCGGCCUCGUCUACUGUAGAGAAGUCCAGCAAGCCCCACAAGACAAUGCUUUUGCACCUGAUUCAGUUAUGCCUGUGUGUCACCUCCACCCUCUUUUAUAUGAUAAACCCCAUCAACCAGUGGAAGGGAAAUCGGAAAAUGGCCAUUCACAUUCAGUACGGUCUCUUUUUGGUUCUAAUCAUUUUACCUAAAUGUUUGAGCCCUCUCAUAUACGGCCUCAGAGAUCAGGCAUUCAGACAUGUCUUUGAAUACUAUUUCACUUUCGGCUCAGUCAAAAGAUUUCCUAAGUCUUGAUUUAAUUAUAGUAAUUUUGUUUUUGUCUGUUUAAGUGCGUGAUGACUUGUAUCUGGUCUAAUUCAGGUUAGUGUGUUUAAAGAACUUAAGGGACAUACAGACAUGCUGCAAUAUGUAGCAAUUGUUUUUUUCAAAGAACAGUAAGCUCUAAAAUAAUGCCGAAAAAACUUUUUAUGGAUAAAGGCUGCACUGAAAACGUACUGAUUACCAAAAAAACUAAAUCUAACUGCUUUCAUUGCUUCAUUUCAUCAAGAGCUAUUACACAUUGGACACAACGCAAUUCAACCAUCAACACUACCUUUCUAGUGAAAGUUGUAUUAAUAAAACACAUCACAUCACA
Molecule: messenger RNA, 3720 nt
Organism: Gasterosteus aculeatus aculeatus (three-spined stickleback)
Lineage: Eukaryota; Metazoa; Chordata; Actinopteri; Perciformes; Gasterosteidae
Product: odorant receptor 131-2-like
Biological process (GO): G protein-coupled receptor signaling pathway; detection of chemical stimulus involved in sensory perception of smell
Cellular component (GO): membrane
Molecular function (GO): olfactory receptor activity; G protein-coupled receptor activity; odorant binding
Source: RefSeq, a predicted model, not a curated record